Molecule: messenger RNA, 2082 nt
Organism: Pristis pectinata (smalltooth sawfish)
Lineage: Eukaryota; Metazoa; Chordata; Chondrichthyes; Rhinopristiformes; Pristidae
Gene: utp6
Product: UTP6 small subunit processome component
Exons: 19
Coding region: 34-1842 (602 amino acids)
Biological process (GO): maturation of SSU-rRNA from tricistronic rRNA transcript (SSU-rRNA, 5.8S rRNA, LSU-rRNA)
Cellular component (GO): small-subunit processome; Pwp2p-containing subcomplex of 90S preribosome
Molecular function (GO): protein binding; snoRNA binding
Source: RefSeq, a predicted model, not a curated record
CGGACCGGAUCCGGAAGCCGUGGUCACGCUGCCAUGGCGGAGUGGGUGCAGCGGCGGCUGGAGGAGCGGAUCCCGGAGCUGGAGCAGCUGGAGCGGGCGGGGCUGCUGGCGGGGGGGGAGCGGCGAGCGGUGAUAAGGAAGGUCACUACCCUGGAACACAAGGUGCACCGGAGAGUGCUCAGUAAGGAGAACUUCAUCAGCUACAUCCAGUAUGAAAUUAACUUUCUCGAAUUGCUGAAGAGGCGACGAGUGCGAACUGGCUACAACUUUAAGAAAGAGGAGGUUGAAUAUGCCAUUGUUAAUCGGGUUCAUGGAUUGUUCCAGCGAGCUCUGGCCAAAUGGAAGGGCGACAUCCAGUUAUGGCUUUCUCAUGUAGCUUUCUGCAAGAAAUGGAAUGCCAAGGUCAAGUUAAGCAAGGUGUUUUCUGCAAUGUUAGCCAUUCAUUCUGACAAACCAGCAUUAUGGAUCAUGGCAGCCAAGUGGGAGAUGGAGGAUCGGUUGUCCUCAGAGAACGCAAGACAGUUGUUCUUACGAGCUCUCCGGUUUCACCCAGAAUCUCAGAAGUUGUAUCAGGAGUAUUUCCGGAUGGAACUGAUGCAUGCAGAGAAACUCCGCAAGGAAAAGGAGCUCUUGGAGAUGGCGAAACUGGAGCGGGAUGAUACGAUGCCUCCAGAGGAGAUCGUCAGUGGGGAAUUGGCACGCAUUGUGUAUAAGAAUGCCAUUCAGAAAAUUGCCGGAAACGUGGAGUUCCAUCUGUCCUUCUGGAACAUCGCCGUGCUCUUCGACUUCAGCCAGAAGCUGCAGGCCGAGAUUGUCACAGACCUGCAGACACUGUACCCACACCAGGCACUGACCUGGGACUUUGUUGCCCGACGAGAGCUGGAGCUGGGUGCAGCAGAGGCAGCGGGGCCCUCUGCAGAACGCAAGCAGAAGGUUGUUGAUGCCGCGGAGCUUGCCCGCCGGGAGCAGCGCUGCUGUGCCGUGUACGAUCAGGCUGUGGUCUCCGUGCCAACGGAAGCCAUGUGGAAAUGUUACAUCACUUUCUGCCUCGAGCGAUUCAGACGGAAAACUAACAAGCAGUCUCUCCGAGAGAAGAGGCUGCAGCAAGUGCUGUCUGUGUUUGACAGAGCGAAGGAAGCCUCUCUCCUGCCCCAGGCGCUCUACAAACAGUGGCUUCGUUUACUGAUGGAGUCUGGUGAUGGAGACAAGGCUGUCCAAGUGGUGGAGACGGCAUGCGCUGGAUUUGGGAACUCCCUGGAGAUGUGGCAGAGCAGCCUGGAGGUGCUGAUGGAGCUGCAGAAUCCUGGCGUCAGACGGCUCUUCCAGGAGGCUUUUCAGAAAGUUUCCCUGGCGGACAGUUUACCGCUGUGGCUUCUGUACCUGAAGUGGAGCGAAUCUACGAGCAGUGUCAACGAGACAGAAACUCUCUAUCAGCAAGCCCUGCGGACAUCCAUCCCGGCCAUCUCUGUAACCGUGAAAGAGAAUUACCUGGACUGGGCCCUCAGGGCAGGCGGCCAUGAGAAAGCACGGAAGGUGUUCACCAGUCUCCACGAGAACAGGCCCUUUUCCCUGGAGUUCUUCAAGAAAAUGAUUGCGAUUGAGAAGGAGCAGGACUGCAGUAACAUGCAGCGGCUCAGGGAAUACUAUGAGCGAGCUCUACGAGAGUUUGGAUCCACAAACGCAGAUCUCUGGCUGGAGUACAUCAUGGAGGAGCAGCAGCACCCCCAGGGGAAGGCUGAGCACACAGGGCAGAUCCACUGGAGGGCCAUGAAGGUGCUGCAGGGAGCAGAGGUGGAGAGGUUUGUGUCUCAGUUCACACUGCUGCAGACGGGGCACGUGUAGGUGCCGGCCAUCCCCACCCGUGCUGUCGGACAGCGCCGCUCCACUGGACCCAUUUCUCUGAUUCUAGCAUCGGAUCAAGAUUCUCUGCAGUCUCCCAGUCUGGAUUCCCGCAGGGAGCGUUGGCCCCAACCCACCCACCCGCGGGGAGCAACGACCCACCCCGGGGGUGAGAGCCAUCGUUCCUCAGACCUGAGUUGUUUCACCCUGUGAACUGGCAGAUAAAGUUCUGGAUUUGAUGUC